Closterium sp. NIES-65 is the source of this 972-nucleotide messenger RNA. Lineage: Eukaryota; Viridiplantae; Streptophyta; Zygnematophyceae; Desmidiales; Closteriaceae. The record is from the annotation of a GenBank genome assembly.
AUGGCUGCCGUGCCGCUCUGCUCUGACCUGUUCAGCCUCCAGCCUCUCAACAAUUUCCUUCUCCGCACUUCUCUCCCCUGCUUUCCGUCUAUCCCCACCCACCGCCCACUGUUGCCAGCUGUGGCGAAUGUGACUCUAACGAGCAUCACGCUGCACAAGCACAUCAACUGGGUGUUUCUCCCCCAGGUCUUCCUCCUCUGUACUGACAGCAAUCACUCCGACUUGUUCAGUCAGCCUCUCAAUUUCUUUCUCCUCACUCCUCUUUCCUGUUUUCCACAUCCCCCGCCUCCCCGGUUGGCAGCUGUUGCGAAUGUGACUCUAACGAGCAUCACGCUGCACAAGCACAUCAACUGGGUGUUCCUCCCGCAGGUCUUCCUCCUCUGUGCUGAUGGCAACCGCUCCGACCUGCCCUUCUCACCGCCGCUCAACAUCCAAGUCAACCUCACGGGGAAGGAGGACUGGCAGCCGCUAUUCCAAAUGGACAGUGGCGGGUGCAAGUCAUGCGGCAUGUACGAGAAGGGGUGGAUAGCAGACAGCCCCUACCUGCUCUUCCCGCUCUGCGAAUCCAACUUCUCCGCCCCCAAGGGCCACUCGCCCGCCCCCGGUGCCGCGGGCUUUGGGGAGCUGCUGCUGGCCGACCCAAAGGGCACUGUGGAGUUUGUGCUCUCAUGUCCUGCUUGCGUGCGAGACCUGGAGAUGAGCACAGGAGACGUUCACACGGCACCUGCACCUCAAGGCUUGGGGGUGGUCGUCUGGGUGAUAGCAGGCGUGGCAGUAAUGGGUGUGCUUGUACUGCUCAUCACAUCUGUAGUGUACAUCACUAAAGGCGGCGAUCAGAUUCUUGAUGAAUCGGAGCGUGACAAGUUUCUUGAAAUGGGGGCUACGUCAUCAGAGGAGCCUCUUUACGCAUUAGGAAGAGAGCCUCGCCUUGCAUCCGAUGUGCUUAAAGGUGAUCCUGAUGACUACCUAUAG